CUCGCCAGGGCGGUUAGGUGCAGGGAGGGACCCGCUCUCACUUCCUCAUUCGGCUCGCUCGCCCUGCGGCAGCAGGUUGCUGCUCUUGGGGAGCGUCUCCGCUGCCGCUGCUGCAGCCCGGGGAGCGGGAGCCGGGGCAGGGAGUCCCCGGUCGCUGCCUUCCCUUCCCUUCCCUGCCCUUCCCGCGCGCGAGCAGCAGGUGGUGCGGAUGGGAAAAGCGGAGCCGGGAGGAGGCGCGAAGAUGAGCCGAGGCAUGAGGGUCCUCCCCGAGGAGCAAGAGGAGGAAGUGCUAGAGGAGCUGCAGAGCCUAGGGUGGUACCACGAUAAUCUCACCCGCCAUGCAGCAGAGGCUCUUCUUCUUUCCAAUGGAUGUGAUGGAAGCUAUCUCUUAAGGAAGAGUAAUGAAAGGAAUGACUUAUAUUCUCUCUCAGUAAGAGCAAGAGAUUCUGUGAAACAUUUCCAUGUGGAGCACAUGGGGUCUUCAUUCAAGUUUGGCUUUAAUGAAUUUCCCAGCUUGAAGGAGUUAGUCAUGCAUUUUGCAAACCAGCCUUUAAUUGGAAGCGAGACAGGCACCCUAAUUGUACUGAAACAUCCGUAUCCCCGGAAAGUGGAAGAACCUUCUAUUUAUGAGUCUGUCCGGGUUCACACUGCAAUGCAGACAGGAAAAACUGAAAAUGAUCUUGUCCCGAAUGCGCCUUCACUCGGUACAAAAGAAGGAUACUUGGUAAAACAAGGCAAAAUAGUAAAGAAUUGGAAAAUGAGGUGGUUUACAUUGCAUAGGAAUGAACUUAAAUAUUUCAAAGACCAGAUGUCCACAGAGCCAAUCCGGGCAUUAGACUUAACAGAAUGCUCAGCAGUGCAAUUUGAUUACUCACAGGAACGAGUCAACUGUUUCUGUUUAGUAUUCCCACUAAGGACAUAUUACCUGUGUGCAAAGACUGGCAUAGAAGCUGAUGAGUGGAUUAAGAUACUGCGAUGGAAAUUGUCACAAAUAAGAAAACAACAGGACCAGCGUGAGGCUACCUCUACUCUGUAGUUAUUCCUCAGCGAGAUUCAGCCUUCAACAUUGAGUUUGUCACUUCACACGAGGGCAGUUUCAACACAUGCAUUACCUACAGUGUGUACAGCUACGUACUUGCAUAUAUAGGAUUAAUGCCAGAUGGACACUUUCAGAAUGUGAAAUGUUAUCAGGGAAAACUGUUGCAUCCUAACAAUGCUGGUUCCCUAACCAAUCACAUAUUCUUAAUGCACAUUUAAUUCAACCACCUAGGCUGUUUAGUUAUGGAUCACAAAAGUGGUCAGUAUUUGAAACUUUCGGUAUAGUAGUAAAGCACUCUGUUAGCUUCAUUGAGCUUCUGUAAUAAAUACGUAACUAACUACUAGCACCAGCUGUACUGCAGGGGUUAGCCCACUCAUUUGAAAUCAGCUAUAUUCUGGAAACCUUAAAUAUUGCUUUUGCAUUGUGGUUUAAGGGUUUAAAGCCUAGAGGAAAAUUAUGGCUCCAGAGUGGAUUUUUUUCACUGUGAAACUGACUAGAGUAUAUUUUUGUAAUUAACGUGAGUCCCUGUUACAUGGAAAAUAUAAACUUAAUAUUUUUAAAGUCUGGUGUCAAAGUGGUUGAUGAAUAAUACUUGGUUUUGGUGAAAGCUAUUAGCGUGUGGUCUGAUCCUACAUUUUGGCAGAGGUAGCUGCAAGUGCGUAGAUUGCUGCUCUCUCUGUUAGACAUAUUAUAUUGAGAGCAUCCUUGCUUAUACAUUGGGGUGAUAAGGGCACAGGGCAGUUGGACCCCAUCUUCUCCAUUCCCAGUAUGCUCAUGCAGGAGUAGCUAUAGGUGGCCAUGGAAUGAGGAGAAAAUGCUCUACAGCUAGCAAAGUUUUUGGUCCCCAUUGGGUGUGUAGUGGAAUUCUAGCAGAGUCGUGUGCCCUUCACUUACCUACAUGAAGAUGAUAGUUACAUUUUAUACAUUUCUGCUAGCAGCAUCUGCUUGUAAUGAUCUUUUCCUUGGUUAGUAUUGAGAGUUUACAAGCAGAAGCUAUUCAUUGUAGUUGAUUAGGUUUGUGUGUUUUGGGGAUGGGGGCAAGGGGAUAAGAGACAAGUUAUAUUCUGAAAAUGAAUUGUAAAGCAUGUGGCAGCUAUCCAGACAAAGCAAGCUGGGAUCAUGAAGUUGUUUUUAAAUAUCAAAUUAGCUUGAAUUGUACCUGCUCAAAAAUGUUUU
This is a messenger RNA of Mauremys reevesii (Reeves's turtle), 2215 nucleotides long. It is a transcript of the gene DAPP1, whose product is annotated as dual adaptor of phosphotyrosine and 3-phosphoinositides 1. Lineage: Eukaryota; Metazoa; Chordata; Testudines; Geoemydidae. The transcript has 9 exons. Bases 209 to 1036 code for a protein of 275 amino acids. The record is from RefSeq and is a predicted model, not a curated record.